Onychostoma macrolepis is the source of this 2098-nucleotide messenger RNA. RefSeq lists its product as uncharacterized. Bases 293 to 1096 code for a protein of 267 amino acids. The transcript is spliced from 5 exons. The record is from RefSeq and is a predicted model, not a curated record. Lineage: Eukaryota; Metazoa; Chordata; Actinopteri; Cypriniformes; Cyprinidae.
GAAGAUGAAGAUGAAGGUGCGGGAGUUGUUUCUAAAGCGGAUCUUAUCUAGGCAAUCAAUUUAAGUUUCAGUUAGACGGAUUUAUUUGCGAGCUGUUUUUCAUUUGGUGGACAGCGAGUUCUCAUCAAGAACAGUCAUACAGUCUCAUAAUAAAGAAGACUUUUGGCAAAAUACCAAUGAAAGCUCCGAAUUUAAGAAGUGCUGUCUUGUACGCAGAUUUUAGCGUUCGCUUUCACUUUCACUUUUUCACAUUUAUUCGAUCAAUUCUGCGUUAGUCUUCAGCAUAAAUGUGAUGAAGAAGAUGCUUACUUUUUUGGUAGGAUACCUAUUUCUAGUGCAUGGCGUGUCUGGUGAUGAUACAGAUGAAGUGUCAGUGAUGGAAGGAGAUUCAGUCAUUCUACACACUGAUGUUGACACAAACAAAAAAGAUAGAAUGACAUGGUAUUUUAAUAAAAUUCGUAUAGCUCAAAUCAAUGGAGAUCAGAAUAAGAUCUGUACAGAUGUUCAGUGUCCCCAGAGAUUCAGAGACAAACUGAAUCUGACAGACAGAUCUCUUAUGAUCACAAAUAUCAACACCACAGAUGCUGGACUUUAUAAAGUAGAGAUCACCAGCCGUAACAUCGCAAAGACCUUCAGUGUUAAAGUUCAUGGUGUUUCUGCUGCUGAACGAGAUGAAAUGAAAAGAAAGUCAGUGAAGGAGGGAAAAUCUGUCACUUUGGAUGCUGGUGUAAUAAAAACAAAUGAUGUGAUCACGUGGUAUUUUAAUGACACUCGUAUAGCUGAAAUCAAGACCAUUAAUAGUUGUACAGAUGUUCAGUGUAAAGACAGAUUCAGAGACCGACUGCAGCUGGAUCGUCAGACUGGAUCUCUGACCAUCACAGACACCAGAACCACAGACUCUGGACUUUAUAAACUACAGAUCAAUAGCAGCAGAAUCUGCACCAUAAAGACAUUCAGUGUUGCUGUCAUUAAGUCAGGACAGAUUCAGUCUUCAGCUGCUGUAGAAAGAAAACGUCAUGGUGCUGUUGCUGUUGUUCUGCUGUUUGUUGCUACUGCUGUUUGUAUGAUUUACUAUCACAAGCAUCAAAAAUUAUGAACUGAUGGGCGGUUCCUUGAGAUAAUUUGCUGGAGGCUGCGAUUGGUUCUCCUCCUCACCUGAUCCAGAUGUAAGGACUGCCCCAAACACUCAAUCUCUGCCGUGAUUGUACCAUCGUGUGUGACUCUGUAGUUUGCCGUUGUCAUUCGUUUAAGUCUUUUGAGUGUCUUACCAGUAGGGAUGUGCCGAUCGAAGCUUCUGAAGCAGUGAGGCUUUUACAACAAACAAAAAAAAGCUUUUGACACAGUGCUCUACUCCGCCAUCUGCUGGUCAAUAAAAAUUCCUACACCAGCUGUAUCAUUCAGAUGAUUUGUUUGUUGGGAUGUCAUUGUAAGGUUUAUUUGUAUAUACAACUUGUGUAUUUUUAUUAACAAUAAUACACCUCGUAAAAAUAAAAUUAAUUAAAAAAACUACAUACAUAUAGGCAUGACAUGAUGGAUAUAGUUAUUAUAUUGAUAUAAUUAUGGGUAUAGGACAGCGCAAUCAAACAGGUCAAUGUAUUUAUUGUAAUCGGGCUGAAAAUAGAGCAUGUUUUAAUAAAUUGUAAAAAAAAAUAGUGUCGAUCUACCCAUGCCUACUUACCAGAGAGAUAGUGUGUGGGUGCUUAAGAUUGUGAGUGUGAUUGUAAUUCUGUGAUAGUAUUUUUGUUUCCAUUCUGUGAUAUUACUUGUUAACUUGACCCACGCCUGACUGACUACGAUUCUGAUUGUGAAUUGUUUACUGUUAACUUGUAGGCUAUAUAUCUUUUGUAAAUAUUUUAUAAAUAAGUAUUGGGUAAGUUAAGGGUUGUAGGGGGUUAGACACCAUUUUAUUUUGAAACAUAUUUUCUCAUUGUUUUUGGUUUAAGGAGUCAGGUAAGUUGAAACUGUAUUUUUGUUUUCUUAAUUUUGUUUAGGAAGUAGCCUAUAGCGUGUUAACAAAGAUAUAUAUAUAUUUUUUUAUUUUGGCCUUGUCUGCCCCUGAAGCUAAGCCCUUAUUUGUAAAUAAAUUCUUGUAAUUCAA